Molecule: messenger RNA, 1360 nt
Organism: Vigna unguiculata (cowpea)
Lineage: Eukaryota; Viridiplantae; Streptophyta; Magnoliopsida; Fabales; Fabaceae
Product: FBD-associated F-box protein At2g26860-like
Molecular function (GO): protein binding
Source: RefSeq, a predicted model, not a curated record
GAACAAGUUCUUGUGAUUAUCUAUGUCUUCCUCUGAGAAUAAUGGUGGAAUGGAUACCCAAGAUAGAAUCAGUUCAUUACCUGAUGAAAUCUUGUGUCACAUUCUUUCUUUUCUCUCAACUUAUGAUUCCUUUGCCACAAGUUUUGUCUCCAAAAGGUGGCAACCAUUGUGGCUGUUUUCAGCCAUUCUUCACCUCGACGACCAAACUUUUAUCAGAAAUGGCAGAUCCUACACCUCCUUCUUCAAUUUCGCUUAUGGAACCCUUUUCAAGUGCCGCAUGCACCAACCCAUCACAGUCGCACGCUUCCUCCUUUCCCCUCGCACGUGCGGUUACGGUAGCGACUUCCCUUACCCUCUCUUCAAGAUUUGGGUGAGCACCGUCGUUCAGCGUGGCGUUCAGCAACUCUUCAUCGAGAUUCCUCGUGCGCUUGAGGUUCCAAACAUCAUAUGGAACUGCAAAACACUUGUUGUUCUCAAGUUGUAUCGAAUGUCCGUAGAUGCUUUUGUUAAGGUUCAUUUGCCUGUGCUCAAAACCCUACAUCUGGAUUUCCUUUUCGUAUCCAAGUCUAAGUAUCUUGCAGAGAUUCUUCAUGGGUGUCCCGUUUUGGAAGAUUUUCGAGCGUAUCAUAUAUUUCUGGAUAACAAAUUGGACGGGGUGGAGUUUCGAACCAUGCCCAAAUUGGUUAGGGCAGACCUUAAAGUUGAUUAUGUGUUCGAGUUUCCUCUAAAGGUGGUGUCUAAUGUGGAGCACUUCAGAUUCUUCCUCAAGCUCAAGAAAGAGAGUUUUCCCAUUUUCAAAAACCUUCUUCAUUUGGAGCUCCAUCUUGGUCUGGAUAUUCAGUGGCACUUGGUGAUUCAAAUGCUCAACCAUUGUCCAAAGCUUGAAACUAUUAUGCUUCAUAUGCCCAUGGAACCAUUUUCUUGCACAGGAUGGAUUUCCCCACAAGUUGUUCCUCAAUCCAUUGCUUCACAGCUUAAAAGGUUUAGUAUUUUUAAUUAUACAGGCAGGAAUUCUGAGGUGCAAUUUACAAAAUUUAUAUUGCGAAAUUCAACAGCUUUGCAGAUCAUGACAAUCCACAAGAUACCACCCAAUAAAAUUUAUUCCUCAAAUCGUCAAAACAAGUUUCAGAUGAUUCAAGAAUUGGUCAUGUGCCCGAAAAGCUCUGCAAAAUGCAAACUUUAUUUCAAAUGAUAGUUGUUGGUUUGUGUGUAUGUUGUAAUUUGUUCUUAGAUAAAUGCAUUUUCUAUUGGCUUCUACAUAUUAUGUAACUCGGUAUUUGGUGGUUGUGGAACAUCAAUAGUUAUAUUAUAGUUUUUGAAUUCAUAUAUUUGAUUUCGGAUAUUUAUGUUUAUGAAUAAA